Molecule: messenger RNA, 417 nt
Organism: Dermacentor silvarum
Lineage: Eukaryota; Metazoa; Arthropoda; Arachnida; Ixodida; Ixodidae
Exons: 4
Coding region: 1-417 (138 amino acids)
Source: RefSeq, a predicted model, not a curated record
AUGUCCCCAGGAAACGAAUACAUCAGAAAAGAGAUUACGGAUCUGUGUGGGAAGACCAUGAAGCUGGCCGCUACCGAGAUGAAGUCUGCUGUUCUGUUGGAAUGCAACCGACUCGACGAGCCACUGCGCGACUGCAAGUGGACCGUGACCACCGCCGUGGCGAACCAGUCAGUCGUUGUCAGUUACAUCUCUCACACCCUUCGAACCAGCCUCUUUUCCGAGAUAUGCAUCGACUACGUGAAGGUCAGCCGUGGGAAUCACACGUCGGUUACGGUCUGCGGCAACACGAAGAACGUCGAGGUGCAUCAGAACAGCGUGAGCUUCACGCUCCACCUGAAUCCUACUUGGGCGAUGGAGGUGACUCGCAGCCCUGUGUCACUGUACAUCACAGCUGGCUCUCUCCCCAGGAUCUUUUAG